Menidia menidia (Atlantic silverside) is the source of this 933-nucleotide messenger RNA. Lineage: Eukaryota; Metazoa; Chordata; Actinopteri; Atheriniformes; Atherinopsidae. The record is from the annotation of a GenBank genome assembly.
CUGCCAGAUCGAAAGCAGGCCGAGUGUCCGGUGGGGAGAAGGGACGGCUGGAGCUUUUUCUGCCGGGACGUGAGCGGGACGGAGCGGGCCAUGCGGGGCUGCGGGGCCGGGGCCAGGCCGCGCCACUGGCUGACGCUGCUCUCCGGGAUGCUGGAGUGUCUGGGCUUCGCAGGGGUGGUGUUCGGCUUCGCCUCCCUGGUGUUUGUGCUGAAGGAGGAGGGGUACUUCGGCGAGCUGUGUGGCAGCCCCUCCAACAGCAGCAGCGCCCUGCCGCUGACCGCCUGCAGCAGUCAGGACGAGCAGUUUUCCAUGGUCUUCACCAUCGCCUCCUUCCUCAACAACUUCCUGAGUCUGGUCAACGGCUACCUGUUCGACCGCUUCGGCACCAUGGUGACCAGGCUGCUGGGGAUAUCGUUGUACACGACCGGGACCCUCCUCGUUGCCUUCUCCAGUGCAGGUCAGUGCGCACACGUGCACACACCCCGCUCACACAGUCACAGGCACACACACACAGUCCUCUGGAGGAAAGACAUCAGAAAGACCCGGGAGAAGCCACCUGAAGGGUCAAAGGGUUUGACGUUUGUGUUUCUGUACCUGGAGCCGUUGAAGGUUUCUCCUCCUCUGUCCCGCAGCGUUCCCACAGGUGCUCUUCCCGGCCCUGUCCUGCUUAGCCGUGGGAGGAAUUCUGCUCCUCAUAACCAACAUGCAGGUGGUGCCGCCGAGCCGCCCGCACACAGGUGUGGUCGUGGCGUGGGAAACCUGUUCGCCGCCCAUCGCUCCACCAUCAUCACCCUCUACAACGGAGCCUUCGACUCCUCCUCAGCCGUGUUCUUCGUCAUCAAGGUGAAUCUGUUGGCCUCAUUUCUGUCCAUUAAAUCACACUCACUGCUGACCGCUGCCUUAAGAAGCCUUUUUCAAAAAUCCUAUUCUUAA